Messenger RNA from Callorhinchus milii (elephant shark), 2524 nucleotides. RefSeq names its product acidic (leucine-rich) nuclear phosphoprotein 32 family, member A (gene anp32a). The transcript is spliced from 7 exons. The coding region runs from base 79 to 876 and encodes 265 amino acids. Gene Ontology annotation, biological process: regulation of apoptotic process. Lineage: Eukaryota; Metazoa; Chordata; Chondrichthyes; Chimaeriformes; Callorhinchidae. The record is from RefSeq and is a predicted model, not a curated record. Gene Ontology annotation, molecular function: histone binding. Gene Ontology annotation, cellular component: nucleus.
GUCUUUGGGUGUUUUAUUAUUAUUAUUAUUAUUAUAAUAUAUAUAUAUAUAUUGUAGUCAAAGCCUUUGGUGGCAACGAUGGAUAUGAAGAAAAGAAUUCACUUAGAGCUCCGGAACAGGACGCCCUCAGAUGUGAAAGAACUCGUUCUAGACAAUUGCCGGUCGAACGAGGGGAAGAUCGAGGGUCUGACGGAUGAGUUUGAGGAGCUGGAAUUCCUGAGCACAAUCAACGUGGGCUUGACGUCCGUGGGGAACCUCCCCAAGCUAACCAAACUAAAGAAGCUUGAACUCAGUGACAACAGGAUCUCGGGGGGACUAGACGUGCUGGCAGAGAAAUGUCCGAACCUCACACAUCUCAACCUGAGCGGCAACAAGAUCAAGGAUCUCAGCACAAUAGAGCCUCUGAAAAAGUUGGAUAACUUGAGGAGUUUAGAUCUUUUUAACUGUGAGGUGACAAACCUGAGUGACUACAGGGACAGUCUGUUUAAACUACUGCCGCUGCUCACCUACCUGGACGGCUACGAUCGCAAAGACAAAGAGGCGCCUGACUCGGACACGGAGAUCUGUGUGGAGGGGCCCGAUGAUGAUGAUGAGGAAGAUGAGGACGACGAGGAUGAGGAAGAUGAGGAGGAGGUAGCUGCGGUGGAGGGGGAGGAGGAUGAUGAAGAUGAAGACGAAGAAGAGGAGGAGGAGGAAGAAGAUGGAGAGGAGGAGGAAGAGGACAUCAGCGGUGAAGAGGAGGAGGAUGAGGAGGAUUUCAAUGAUGGUGAAAUAGACGAGGAAGAGGAUGAAGAGGAAUUGGACGCCCGAGGACAGAAGAGGAAACGAGAAGCUGAGGAAGAGGAGGAGGAGGAGGCAGGCGAGGAAGAUGACUGAAUCCACCCUGGCAGCCUUUCUAACCCGCCUCUCGCUCGCUCUCCUUUCUUUUUACCUCUCUUUCCUGUUUCUCUUCUUCUUCCCCCACUGCCCUCUGCCCCUAAAUAAAACCCGAUUGGGGGGGUGGUGGGGGAAGUGUAGAGGAGGAUUCUCUCUGUUCUGGUUGUAAUGUUGCUGUGGAAAUGCAACAGAGGAAGAUCCGUGCUGCACAGCACAACUGCUCUGGGAUUUUACAUGUGUGUGUGUGUGUGUGUGUGUUUGAAUGGGUGUUUGUUUGAGAGAGUGAGUGUGUGUGUGUUUGAGAGAGACAUUGGUCCUCGUUUGUUGUUGGGGGUUUUUUGUGGGGGGGGGUGUAGGGUGAGGGAGGGGGAAAUUGUUUUUUUUAUAUAGAUAGACGUUCCAUGUGUUGUAUCCCCAGCAAUAUGUACCGUAUUGUGAGAGGUGGCGUUCUCAUUCGCUCCGCGUCAGAUUGGGAAAGUGAACCUGGUUCUGUCUCUGAUUUACUCUGAUCCUGGAAAGUGGCGAGUGUGUCUUUUUUUUCUUUCUUUCUUUCUGUAAAUAAUGACCAAAUUACUCGUCCUUUUGUUAGUUUUGUUUCCCCCCCCCACCCCCACUUUCUCCUCUUCCCUUCUCCACGCCCCCACUCUCGUCGCUCACUUUCUGAAACCGGUCCGUUUGCAACCAGUCCCCAACCGAGGAAUCUCUUGUGUGAUGAUUGACUUCAUUGUAAUGAAAUAUUAAUUUGAACCUGUUUUGACAACACGGGUGUCUGGUCUGUAAUUAUAUGAUCCUCAGAAUAAUCCUUCGUUAGAUACAUUACCUUAUCAUGUUGGUUGAAACGUCUCAAAAGAGCUUCACAGGAUUUACUGUAAAGUGCAGUGACUUUUGAGUAUUUUCGUAGGUGAAACUUAACAGCCAAUUUGCGCACAGUGAUGUCCCCACAAACAGCCACGAAGUGAGUGACCAAUUUUAUCUGGGGCGAUUGUCGGCUAAGACACCGGGCGAGAGAAAGUGCCACGGGAUCUUUAGCGUCCGUCUAAAACAGGCACAAACGAGAGCUCGGUUCAAUGUCUAUCCGAAGGAUGGCACCUCCAACCGUGCAGCGCUUUCUUUUUUCAGACCCCCCCACCUUCCACCCACCCCCCAACACUGCAUUGGAGCAUCAGGCUUGACUGAGCUCAAAUCCCCAGCCUGGAGGCUUGAACCCACAAACCUUUUGAGUCGAGAGCUGAGAGCUUCAAUACAGCAGGAGAAAAACACACUGUACAUUUCUUCUAAUGCUGGGCUGUGCUCUGCUGAGUUUCCUUUUACGAGCAUCAUUUAUGCAGACAUGGAGUGACUAGAAAUAAUAGCAUGUAGCGUUGAAUGGACUUGUUUUCAUACAUUCAAGGGUAUAAUACUAAUGCAGAAUUGUAUUUUCUUAUCUUGUGGAAGACCGGGGUGGGUGGGGGUGCGAGGGGUGGGGGAGGGAAGCUAGUGAAUGUACAGAUCUUUAUUUUCAUUUUCCUCUUAAAGAUGGUUUAAGGAGUGACUGUCCAGAGUACAACAUUUCACCUGUACAAUGUUUCUCAGCAGAGACAAACGUUUUAGUUUUUGUGGCUUUUUUUUUGUCAUUCAACAGUUUCAAUAAAUUUUUUUAUAUAUAUAU